GUCUCUGGUACAACAUCGAAAGCUGCUGAGAGAAACUUUUCUUCAAUCUGACCUGAAUGCCGAGCAGCUGGAGAAAGAAGUACAGGCUCAGAUGAAAAAUGUUAAAGCUCAAUUGCCAAAAUGUUUUCUGUCCAUGGAAGACAUGGUUGUGGCCGAAUCAGCUAUAAUUCGUUUUUGCCAAAGAACAAGGUUUCCAGAGGAACUGGUCAACUUGGAGAAAGGGCAGGGUGUGAGAAGGACGAGUCACCUUUUCAAGCUAAGUCCGUUCCUGGAUGGUGGUCUUAUUAGGGUCGGGGGGCGGCUUAGUAGAGCUUCUAUGCCAGUUGAAGCUAAGCAUCCAGUUAUACUGGCAAAAGAUCUGUACAUCUCUAAUUUGAUUCUCCAUCAUGUACAUGAAGUAACAGGACAUGGUGGACGAAACUACAUGCUGUCUCAUCUGCGUCAGAAGUAUUGGAUUCCUGGCGCCUGUGUUGCCAUAAGAAGAAUUCUGGCCAAGUGUGUCAUCUGCCGUCGUUUGUCUGCUGCUCCUGGACAUCAAAAAAUGGCCGAUCUUCCUCAUAACAGAAUUACUCCUGAUGAGCCUCCUUUUAGUAGAGUUGGUUUGGACUGCUUUGGACCAUUUGAGGUCAAGCGUGGAAGAGCUGUGGUCAAGAGGUAUGGGCUCAUUUUUACCUGCCUGGCGAUACGAGCCAUACACCUUGAAGUGUUAUCAUCUUUGGACACAGACUCAUUUAUUAAUGGUCUCAGAAGAUUUAUUGCACGUCGUGGUCAAGUCCUGGAAAUCCGUUCAGAUAACGGUACUAACUUUGUGGGCGCUGAACGAGAAUUAAGGAAGGCCAUUGAAAAGCUGAACCACAAACUCAUAAAUGACGUGCUGCUACAAAAAAAUGUGAAAUGGGUUUUCAACCCUCCAGCAGCAUCACACCAUGGAGGUGCUUGGGAAAGGUUGAUCCGUUCAGUUCGUAAGGUGCUCAACUCUAUUUUAAAGACUCAGACCUUGGACGAAGAAGGCUUGGUGACUGUGUUUUGUGAGGCUGAAUCUAUUGUUAACAGCCGUCCAAUAACAAAAGCAUCAACAGAUCUUCAAGAUCUGGAAGCAUUAACACCUAACCAUCUACUUCUUCUCAAGACACAGCCGUUGUUGCCACCUGGAGUGUUUGAGAAGGAGGAUCUGUACGCUCGUCGUCGGUGGAAACAAGUGCAGUAUAUGGCGGAUCUGUUCUGGAAGCGCUGGGUGAAGGAGUAUCUUCCUGAGCUUCAGGAGCGCCAGAAAUGGAAUACUGCACGGAGAAACUUCGUUCCUGGAGAUCUAGUGGUGCUAGUGGAUGAUAUGGCACCGCGCAAUACUUGGACUACAGGAAGAAUUGUGGACACUGUUCCAGACAAAAAUGGACUAGUUCGGAGUGUACGGAUUAAAACUAAAACAAGUUGUUUGGACAGGCCAAUAACCAAAGUCUGUCUUCUGCAGGAAGCAGAAGAGCAGUGAAGACCUGUGGAUUAUUUGGGCAUGAACUUUGAGCUUUUGAAUGGACUGGUCUGACUUUAUUAGACUGCUUGGAUCUAAGACUAUAAAUUGGACUUUGAUGAACUUGUGUGUUCACUUUGAAUGUGCAUUGGUGUCUCCUACAAGGUGAUGGUGGUGGUGAAUUAUUAUCAUGAAAUAAUUUGGGGCCGGAAAUGUAGGAGCCAUACUUUGUUUUGCUGUAUAUCUUGUGCUCUUCUGACAAUAAUAUCCUCUCUAUGGGUGUAUGGGCACCCGCAUGUGACGUCACUGGUAUCUGUGGGUGGCACCGUGGGUGUGGUGUCAUCUGUAUUAGUUUGUUUGCUCACCUGAGUUCAACAGCGACCUGGAUUACGACGGCUGGGUGAGCUUGGGGAGAAACUUUCUGUUAACCGUCAUCAACGCAUGGUUUGAUGUAUCCAUGCACGGCUCAUAAAUGCUGAACACAAACAGAAACACGGGAGAAAAAAUGGCCGCCAGGUGCGAUGACCCGGCCGUCCUGACGGAGCAGGAGGAGCUACAGAGGAGAGCCAAUCAGGUCACAGAUGAGUCCCUGGAAAGUACCAGACGGAUGGUUCAGCUGGUGGAGGAGAGCAAAGAUCUUGGGAUCAGAACUGUGGUGAUGUUAGACGAACAAGGAGAGCAGCUGGAGCGCAUUGAGGAAGGCAUGGACUCCAUCAACAGGGACAUGAGGGAGGCAGAGAAGAACCUGACAGACAUGGCUCAGUGCUGCGGCCUCUGCAUCUGGCCGCUCAGGAAACUGAAAGCCUUUGAGGAGAGCGGGGCGUACAAGGCGGUGUGGGGUGGAGCCUCCAAUCAGGACGGGGUGGUGUCCAGUCAGCCUCCCACGUCGCGGGUGGUUGACCAGCGAGAGCAAAUGAUGAUGAGUGGAGGAUACAUUCGCAGGGUGACCAACGAUGCCCGGGAGGACGAGAUGGAGGAGAACCUGGAUCAUGUGGGAAGCAUCAUGGGGAAUCUGAAAAGUAUGGCUCUGGACAUCGGCAAUGAGCUCGAGUCACAGAAAGAUCUGAUCGGCCGCAUUGGUGAAAAGGCCAACCUCAACGUUUCCCGCAUCGAAGCCGCCAACCAGAAAGCUAACAACCUCAUGAAGCGAUAGGAGGACCGGAUGUCUGGCUUUAGUCUCCUUUAGGAUCCUUUUCUGUAGAACUUCUGACAGCGUCAUCUCUUCAUUUAUAAAUAACUGUAGUUUAGUUCUGUGAACCAUAGAUACCUUUGGAUUAUAGUGCUUGAAUUAGACCUCAGGGCUUUGAUCCCUUCACGGUUCCUCCCAUGAGGCGUCUCCAGGUCACAGGAAGGAUCCCUGCAGGGAAAGUGAGCCCCUGCUGCAGCAGCACAUUCACCAUCAGCAGACGGCACAACAACAUCAUAGAGGCGUGUACGUUCAGAGCUAAACGUGGAGCUUCAGCAUCUGGCUCUGUUGGAUGUGGAGAGAAUAUUUUUCCUUUUGGACACCACACAAGCAAGAAUAACUCCUAAAGUCCUCAGUAACCAGUUCAGUUCCCAGUUUGGACAACAUUGGUCCACCCUCCCCCACAAAAGCGCUCUAGUCUCAUGUUCCUGCGUGGAUGGAAACACGCGUGCCAUGGCGCCCUCUUCAGGUUUAGGCGGGUAUUGCGCACAGGAGGUAAACACGCAUUUGUCUUCAGGGAAAGAUCUCUGGGGACACCAAGCGGCCAGACAUGGAACUGAUCCUUCCCGGACACCAUCUUCUCUUCUCCACAUGCUACUUCUGAAAUGGAGGUGAUGCAAUGAGGCGGUGCACGUUAAUGGUCUCUAUUUAAAAUCAAACCAUUAGGGUACUGCUAAAGAAAAAGUUAGGAAGAAAAAAACAUUAGCAUUACUUAAAAUAAUAAAUAUGCUUGAUUUGGGUUAUUGUAUCAAUAAUAUUGAGAAUUUUUUUUUUCAUGAUUAUAUAAUUUUUUAUUUAUAUAUUUUUUUGUGAUUGAUUGUGAAGUUUGAUAUGUAGGAAAAAUGAAAUUAUGGUUCAUCAUUUAUUUAGAACCAGGACAUUGUUAAGUUGUUGAUAAAAUGUCUAAUAGUCUACGUACCGUAGAAAAACACAAAACUUAAUGUAUUUGAUGUAUAAAUAUAAAUCUAAGCCCUGAAAAUGACCUCUGUCCUGCUGCCCACAUCAUCUAGUGUGUUGUUCACAGUAACAGUGGUGGUCUGUAUGUGUACAAUCUGUGUUUCCCUAAGAAUAGUGCUACUGUCAUCUAUAAAUGACGUCAUUUAAACGUUAUACUCAGACUUCUCAUAAAGAGCGCUAAUUGUGACGUUCUGUAACUGUAAUAAAACCAACGUGAAACGUGAAA
Molecule: messenger RNA, 3834 nt
Organism: Fundulus heteroclitus (mummichog)
Lineage: Eukaryota; Metazoa; Chordata; Actinopteri; Cyprinodontiformes; Fundulidae
Product: SNARE_SNAP25N and SNARE_SNAP23C domain-containing protein
Exons: 8
Coding region: 1938-2618 (226 amino acids)
Biological process (GO): synaptic vesicle priming; exocytosis; synaptic vesicle fusion to presynaptic active zone membrane
Cellular component (GO): SNARE complex; plasma membrane
Molecular function (GO): syntaxin-1 binding; voltage-gated potassium channel activity; SNAP receptor activity
Source: RefSeq, a predicted model, not a curated record